Messenger RNA from Rhinopithecus roxellana (golden snub-nosed monkey), 2131 nucleotides. It is a transcript of the gene ZNF696, whose product is annotated as zinc finger protein 696. Gene Ontology annotation, molecular function: RNA polymerase II cis-regulatory region sequence-specific DNA binding; DNA-binding transcription factor activity, RNA polymerase II-specific. The record is from RefSeq and is a predicted model, not a curated record. The transcript is spliced from 3 exons. The coding region runs from base 384 to 1460 and encodes 358 amino acids. Lineage: Eukaryota; Metazoa; Chordata; Mammalia; Primates; Cercopithecidae. Gene Ontology annotation, biological process: regulation of DNA-templated transcription.
UCUUGCUCUGGCGUCGAUUCGGAAGGGUCAGGGAGCGGCCGAGGGAACGGGGUUGACACCGCCGUCCUGGCCGGCGCGUCCAGCACUCCCCUUGCAGCGCAGGCCCCAGCCGCUCUCGGGCGCGGCGUGGAGGAGGCGGCCCUGCAGGUGCAUUCCCGGGGUGCCGACGCAUGCGGGGCUUCCUGUGAGCUGAGGUCCCCCCGCAAGUCUUCAGGCCUUUGUAAGUUGUCAAAUUUCCCACCGGCCCAGCUCAUCGAGCCUCUUCCCAGCUGUGAACAGGAGAGCCUGUUACCUAAUUCUUGCCGAAAUUGUUCUGACUGCUGGUGUUCUGCAAGGUGGAGCCAGGAGGAGAGCCCCCAGGGGCCAAGGAGAGCAGUACCCUGAUGGAGGCCCUUGCAGUUGUGAAGGCUGCUUUCCUGGCGCAGGCCCCAAGUGGCAGCGGAUCAGCCGAGGUGCAGGCAGCUCAGAGUACGGAGCCUGCACCACAGCCAGGCGCUCCCGAAGGAGAGGGCCACAGAGGGGGGCCUCCCCAGGCGCUGGGGUCUCUUGGCCUUUGUGAAAACGAGGAAGCCAGAGAGAGGCCCAGAGGUUCCCCUCGAGGUCCGGUCAUUUCUGAGAAAACUGGAGAACAGAGUGGCCGCGAGUCAGACGUCCCUCCAAACUUAGGCCCGGGAGCAGAGGGUAGGGGCGGCUGGAAGGGGCGGCCUUUCCCGUGCAGCGCCUGUGGCCGCAGCUUCAAGUGCUCCUCGGACGCGGCGAAGCACCGGAGCAUCCACUCCGGGGAGAAGCCGUACGAGUGCAGCGACUGCGGGAAGGCCUUCAUCCACAGCUCGCACGUGGUCCGACACCAGCGGGCGCACAGCGGGGACAGGCCCUACGCGUGCGCCGAGUGCGGCAAGGCCUUCAGCCAGAGCUUCAACCUCCUGCGGCACCAGCGCGUGCACACGGGCGAGAAGCCCUACGCGUGCGCCGACUGUGGCAAGGCUUUCGGCCAGAGGUCGGACGCCGCCAAGCACCGCCGCACCCACACCGGGGAGAGGCUGUACGCGUGCGGCGAGUGCGGGAAGCGCUUCCUGCACAGCUCGAACGUGGUCCGGCACCGGCGGACCCACCACGGGGAGAACCCGUACGAGUGCCGGGAGUGCGGCCAGGCCUUCAGCCAGAGCUCCAACCUCCUCCAGCACCAGCGCGUGCACACGGGGGAGCGGCCCUUCGCCUGCCAGGACUGCGGCCGCGCCUUCAGCCGCAGCUCCUUCCUGCGCGAGCACCGCCGCAUCCACACCGGGGAGAAGCCCCACGAGUGCGGCCACUGCGGGCGCGCGUUCCGGGCGCUGUCGGGCUUCUUCCGGCACCAGCGGCUCCACACGGGCGAGAAGCCGUUCCGCUGCACCGAGUGUGGCCGGGCCUUUCGCCUGAGCUUCCACCUCAUCCAGCACCAACGGGUGCACGGCGCCGAGUGAGCCGGGGCUGCCGCUGAAGAGAUGCUGCGGCCGGGCGGGCGUAAGGCCGAGGCCGGGUAAGUCCUGUCCGCACCAUGCGCGGUGAGGAAGUAACAACCGGCUACUCGCCUGGUUCUCGGGCUGCAAAAGCCUCGCCCAGCCUGCAUCUGCCUUGGCUUGGGAGCAGUCAGGAGAGACAGGGCUCGGAAACGGUGAGCGCUGCCCAUGGGAGGCGAUUCCCAGAGGCGGGGAGGUCUCGGGUCUGUCCCGACGGCCGCCCGCUGCUGAGACGCCUCCCCUCCCACGGUCAGCGGCAGCGAAGGUCUCAUCUCCUGCUGGGGUGUGGUGGCCGGUGAUUGAAUGGGUCAUUCCAACGCAGCCAGGCCUCCAUCAAAACCCUGCAUGAGACGAGGGCUGAGGGUCUCGAGCUUCAGGUUGGUGAAGGCGGGGUGGGGGGGCAGUUAGGAAGGGGGGCCUCGCGCCCUGCCCCCGUACCUCGCCGGCGAGCAGUUCAUCCAUGUCUUUCAACGCCUUUUCACAGCUGGUUGCUAUGGUCCCGAGUUCUGUGUGCUAUAAAAUUAUGGAACUUGGCCGGGCGCGGUGGCUCCUGCUUGUAAUCCCAGCACUUGGGGAGGCCAAGGCGGGCGGAUCACGCAGUCAAGAGAUCGAGACCAUCCUGACCAACAUGGUGA